UACGCGUCAUGCAUAUUAACCAAUUACUUAAAUUCUACCAAGUCACUGGUUUUCCUGGCUAGCUCAAGUGAAGUGUCGAAAUCUAGAUCUUCUCUAAGUCGUCUAAGUAGAGUCUAGUCAGAAAUGCUGGCAGAGAAAGCUCUAGACUUGAUUCGUGAACUCAAGAGAACUUCUGGGGGAACAUUACCGCCCUUCAAUGAGGACAAGAUUCGUCAAGUCCUAGAAGAAGUGCAAACAUUAUUUGAACAGAAUAGAGAUACAGCUAAGUACGCAGCUGAAGGACAGCAUGAUGUGUUGGCAGCCAUACAGCUCAGACAUGCAGGAAUACAGAGAAACAAACGAUGCCUGCUAGCUUAUUUGUAUAAUCGUUUGGAAAAUAUUCGUCGAAUGAGGUGGGAGUUUGGCAGUGUACUUCCAGCGGAUGUGAAGUAUAACAUGUGUGAGCAUGAGGUCCAGUGGUUCAAUCAGUAUAACAGACUAUUGGCAAACUAUAUGAGGUCUAUUGGAGAAAGUGGUGGGCUGGAUUUAACCCAAGACAUGAAGCCACCUAAAAGUCUUUAUGUUCUGGUGAGAUGUCUGAUGGAUCAUGGAGAGUUUGAAACACAAGAUGGGACAGUGAUUCUGUUGAAGAAAAACAGCCAGCAUUACUUGAUGAGGUCAGAAUGUGAACAUUUGAUUCGUCAGGGAGUUCUGGAACAUAUAGUACAGUGAGCUAGCUUGUGGUCUGUUUAUAUUGGGACCAUGGGGGGUGCUACUGACAAUGUGUUCUAUCACACCAGAAUACAUCACAAACAUUUGGAGUUUCUUUAAAGAAAAGAUUCAGUUCAUCAAUCUUCAAGUCAUAGGAAUAUCUGGUUCUGGCUUGUUUGUGAUGUGUUCUAUCUGAUAUAAGUUGAACUUGAAGUCUACUUUGACCUUCUUUACAUUACUGAUAAAUCAGAGGAGCUGUGAGGAAAUGUUUAAAAACUGUUUAUAGUACCAAGCACUUCUACUAAACACAAGUUUUUUGCUGCAUGUUUCAAAGCAUGUUAUAUUUUUAAAUAAUUUAUAUCAAUAUUUUGUUUCAUUUACAUUUUCAGUAGGUAUUGUUAAUCAAAUAUCAAUUUUUACUUCUACUGAACUAAAUUAGCCCUUUUUUUUAAAAAAUGUGUCAUUCAAGACAAUAUACCAAGUCAUAAAUAAAGGAAAUAGUCAAGCUGUAUGGUCAUUUGUUUUUCAAAAUCCUUCUUUGGUGUAGUGCAAGUGGGCUUAGCUCAGAAAGAAACUAGACUGUUUCUGUUAGUGGACUGUCUUGGGGAGAAUAGUCCACUAGUGUGCAGUGUUCUAAAAUCAGUGUUGAUGGUUCAAUAAUUUUUAGUCUUCAAAAGUAAACAACACAAUCAAGACUUUACUUUUCAACAUGGUAUAUACACUUCUGUUGUAUGUGUUAAAUAAUAAUUUGACUUCUAGCUGUCAGAGAAAAUGAUUUAUGCAAGUUUCAAAAACAUUGCUUUAUCAAAUUAUUGUUUUCAGUGUUACACAGUACUAAGCCAUGACAGAUUUAUGGUCCUAUAUUUUGAUGGCAUGUUAUUUGUACAUUAUGUCACUUUGAUGUCUGAAUAAAUGUUAUGACCAUGAGUUGCUUAGCAGUUCCUACAGUGUUUGGAAAUGAAAAUACUAAAACAUA
Biomphalaria glabrata is the source of this 1666-nucleotide messenger RNA. Its product is annotated as DNA replication complex GINS protein PSF1-like. Gene Ontology annotation, biological process: DNA strand elongation involved in mitotic DNA replication; DNA replication. Lineage: Eukaryota; Metazoa; Mollusca; Gastropoda; Planorbidae. Gene Ontology annotation, cellular component: GINS complex. The transcript has 8 exons. The record is from RefSeq and is a predicted model, not a curated record. The coding region runs from base 124 to 711 and encodes 195 amino acids.